This is a messenger RNA of Durusdinium trenchii, 1723 nucleotides long. Lineage: Eukaryota; Dinophyceae; Suessiales; Symbiodiniaceae. The record is from the annotation of a GenBank genome assembly.
CAUUGCGUUGAGUCCCAUUCACUCUCAUCAACCUGACCAUGGCCAAAUCUGGGGCUUCAUGCGCGGAGAUGGUGCAGCCCGGCACAGCCUCCUCAGCUAGUCUUUCCGUGGAAGAGGCUGAGGCUGAUGAUAUUGGUAUGGUCAAAGCCCCAGAGAUGCUUUUGAACUUAAUUGUUGGAGGUCUGGGGACUGGCAUGCUGAGCCUCCCGUGGGCAAUGGCUGGAGCUUCCAUUGUCGUUGGCAGCUUGAUCAUCGUGCUCGUUGUGGCUGUGAACUUGUGGACUAUCAUGAUCCUAGUGUAUGCAGCCGACAGGUAUGGGGUUUACGAUUUGGGUGCGUUGCUCGGAAAACUGCCCGGCAAGCUGGGUCCAGGCAUGCAAAUGUUUGUCAACAUGAUGGUUUGGGUAGUGCUUUUUGGGAGUUUGCUCAGUUACAUUAUUGGCAUUUGUGAUUCCGCCCAACCAUUUAUUCGUGGCACCUUUCUUGAGCAGCGUUGGGCGAUUGCAGGAUUGGCAUCGCUCAUUGUCCUUCCGCUGUGCUUUCUUGAUCAAAAAUAUUUGUCCUUCUCCUCUGGAGCUGCCAUUUUGGUCAACUUGUAUUUGAUGGGGCUGGUGGGGAUGGAGUUCGUAGACAAGAUCGAGAAAGAUGAAUUGCCAGAAGGCAUUUGUGAAUUUGGCUUAGCAAAGGGUUCCGUAACCAUGGUCAGCGCAAUGAUGCAGAGUGUCAUCAUUCAGAUGUGCGUCUUGCCGAUGUACAAGGAGUUGGAGAACCGGUCACCGGCAAAAUUUGCAAGGAUACUCAUUGUUGCCUUUUCCACCCUGGCUGUCCUCUUCAUUUUCCUGUCAGUAGCUGGUUAUGCAGCAUUCGGGCCGCAGGUGGAGUCCAAUUUGUUGCUGUCGCUGCCACGCAACACUGCGAUGAAUAUUGUGCAAGCUGGAAUGAUCAUAGUCCUUGCUGCAGUGUACCCCGUAAUGAUGAUUGCAAUGAUAGCGCCUGUCAAGAACCUUCCCUUGGAACGCUUUGGCUCAGGGCAGGGUGCAAUUCGCAAGAAAUCCUUGGCAGUUGCAGCAAUGACAGUUUUCUUUGUGGUGGCGUCGUUCCUCACAGCACUUAAGGUGAAUGAAUUGGGCCUCGUGAAUGUUGUGGAUGGAGCUUUGUGCAUCGGUGUAUUUACGGCUUUGGCUCCUGGCCUUGUGGGGUUGAUGCUUCUAGGCAGACAAUCCAGGACCUGGAGGCUGGCCAUGGCCCUCCUACUUUGCGGUGGUGCCAUUGCCACUGGGUUGGGCCUUGUUUUCACAAAAAAUGAGUACGAACUUCUUCAACAGGCAUGCAGGGUACCGUCGAAAGGAGCUGGUUUGCUUGCGGCAUGGCAGCCAUGGUUUUGAGCUUUUGAGUUGAGUUUGUCUCGCCUGUUUGCUGCUUGGGCGGCUGAUUCACUCCAGAGGCAAGCUUGCACACAAGCCUUGGGGCUUCUUGGGGCUUGGCUCAGCACAACGCACGGAGGGACAGGAGUAACUCAGAGGUCAGAAACUUCCUAAUUCAGAGCACACUGCGUGCAGCCCCAGUUGGGGGUUGUGAGUGUGCACCCUGUGCAAGCCUGCGCGUCUGCGAAGCAGGCAUUGCCGCUUUGUGUGGCCGUAGCAGCUCAUUUUGCAUUCAGUUCAUUCUUACCCUUUUUGCUUGAGUUUCACAAUCUUUUCAGAGUUGAGUCCAUGGCAGCACG